Messenger RNA from Heterobilharzia americana, 1349 nucleotides. Lineage: Eukaryota; Metazoa; Platyhelminthes; Trematoda; Strigeidida; Schistosomatidae. The record is from the annotation of a GenBank genome assembly.
CAAGUUUUUAUAUAUAUAAAGUGUUAAUUGUAUGAGGUGUACAUUUUGACUGAUCUGCAUACUUUGAUAGUUUAUCCACAUUAACUAAGCUAGAUAUAUUUCACUGAUCAAUUGUAUCAGUUUAGUUUAAACACUUCUACUAUUAUCAUUAUGUUGUUGAAUGUUGAAGUCAUGUGGCAGAACUCAACUCUUUUGAAGAGUAUAUUAUUCACAAAGCGUUAUGCUAUGUCUACUGAUGUCAAAAGUCUUCUGACCAAGAAACAUUUGGAUUUUUGGGAUCUGGUAAUAUGUCUCAAGCGCUUGUCAAGGGUUUCUUAUCCUCUGGUAUAAUUGACGGUUCUCAAAUUACAAUGACAGAUCGUUACGGUCUAUCAUUUCCAGAUGCUGAGUUUAUGGUGUCGUUAAAGACUUUGUGUUCCAAGUAUGGAGUUGAGUAUAUUCAGACAAAUGAACCGAUGGUUGAAAAAAGUGAUAUUGUUUUCGCUUGUGUCAAACCACAUGUGUUAAUUCCAGAGUUAAAAUGUUUAUCGGAUCGACUAAACGAUAAAUUGUUGAUUUCUAUUGCUGCAGGUAUUACAUUGGAUCAAAUGCAGCAGGUUUUGCCAAAAUCUACUCGAAUUAUUCGUAUUAUGCCGAAUACACCUUGUCUUGUCGGGGUUGGGACUGCAGUGUAUGCGCAUACGUCAUCUGUUACGGAACAAGAAGUUCAGUUGAUUACUACUUUGUGUUCAUCGAUAUUUCCUGUUUUUGAAGCUAUUCCUGAAACCUUGUUCAACGCAGCUGUUGGCGUGGUAGGCUCAGCUCCUGCCUAUAUCUAUAUGGUGGCUGAAGCAAUUACAGAUGCUGGUGUUCUCCUAGGAUUGCCACGUUCAACUGCAGAGAAAUUAGUUGCAAACACUAUCUUAGGCUCAGCUGCUAUGAUACAGAAAACUGGUAAGAAUACAACGGAGUUAAAAAAUGAUGUAUGCUCACCCGGUGGGACAACAAUUCAAGGCGUUUAUGCAUUGGAAAAAGGUGGUCUGAGAGCUACACUUAUGGCCGCAGUACAAAAGGUCUGUGCACAUGGCGAAACAUUAAGCAAAAAAUCAUGAUCUGUAUUUGCACGCUAUUAAUACCUACUUGUUAUUUAAUUGCUCUGUAUAAUGAAUGAAGCGUAUUUUGAAACUUUUGGUACCUAAUUGAAAUAUUCUUUAUGUUUAUGUGUAAAACUGCAAUUUAUUUAUUCAUUUAUUGAAGUGUAGACGAAAAUAUUUAUACUUAAGUGUCAUUUUCUGCUUUGAAAAAAAUAUGUAUUAUCUAUUGUCAUAUUUUUCCUUCGGUUCCUAGUGGAAUAUACGCCUUCAGUAGCA